Rhopilema esculentum is the source of this 3439-nucleotide messenger RNA. Its product is annotated as lysosomal phospholipase A and acyltransferase. The record is from RefSeq and is a predicted model, not a curated record. Gene Ontology annotation, biological process: lipid metabolic process. NCBI's taxonomy places the organism in Eukaryota, Metazoa, Cnidaria, Scyphozoa, Rhizostomeae, Rhizostomatidae.
AGGAUCUUCUGCCGAUCGCAGAAAUUGCGAUUCAGAAUAAAUAAAAUGGCUCGUAAACAUUGGUUGGGACUUUCCCUUGUAAUAUUGUCAGCUUUUGGAAAUUUGAUGGUGCAAGCGAUACCACCAGUGAUAAUAGUUCCUGGAAUCGGUGGUAGCCAGUUGCAGGCAUCUUUAAACAGAUCCAGAACAUUGCAUUGGUGGUGUGACAAGAAAUAUGGUUGGUACACAUUAUGGCUCAACUUGGAAGAAUUUGUAGCUCCUCCAUUAGUGGAAUGCUGGACAGAUGACAUGAAGUUGGUCUACAAUAAAUCAACUGAAAGAAUGGAAAACACACCAGGAGUCUUUAUUAGAGUCCCUGGCUUUGGAGACACCUCAUCAAUAGAAUAUUUAGAUCCUGCAUUGUCACACCCUGGAGAGUAUUUUGCACCUUUUGUGGAAAGCUUAGUUGACAAGUUUGGUUAUGUCAGAGGCAAAAGCAUCAGAGCUGCACCAUAUGAUUUCCGCUUUGGCCCAGAAUAUGCAAAUGAAUAUUUCGCCAAACUCAAAAAACUGAUAGAAACAACUUUUGCUGAAAACAAAAACAAGAGAAUCUUGUUGGUUUCACAAAGUAUGGGAUGCCCAUACAGCCUUCUGUUCCUCUAUAGACAAACCCAGGAAUGGAAAAAUAAAUACAUUGCAAGUUGGAUUACAAUUUCAGGACCUUGGGGUGGAGCUGUCAAGUCUUUAAGAGCUUACAUAUCUGGAGACCCAUUUGGUGUACCAUCUUUACUUGACAGCCCAGUUCUUAUGCGAGCUGCCCAGAGAACAUACACAAGCUUGGCAUUUAUAAGGCCAGCAGAAGGGUUUUGGGGACCAGAUGAGGUGCUUGUUCAAAAUGAAUUUCGAAAUUACACAGUCAAAGACUAUGAUGCACUAUUCACAGACAUUGGGUUUGAGCUGGGAUCAAAAUUAAUUCGCAAGUCAUUACCCUCUUGGACAGAAACUCCACCUGGCAUUCCCUUGCACUGCUUGCAUGGGUCUGGUAGGAAAACACCAGGGCAGUUGUACUAUGGACCAGGGGACUUCCCUGAUGAACAGCCAUAUGUUAAGCAUGAUGAUGGUGAUGGCACUGUCAACCUACGGAGUCUUAAAGGGUGCUUGAAGUGGAAAAACAGUACAAAACAGCCCUUGAAUGACAAAGAGUAUCCUGGUGCUGAGCAUAAUGGUAUUCUAGGUGAUGACCGAUUGAUUAAAGAUGUGUUUAAAAUUAUCGAAACGCUAAUAAAUGAACAAGCAAUUUUAGACAACACAACGUGGUAAAGAGGUGCUUUUUAUUAUAAUUGAUUGCUUGUAUUUGUUUGUUGUGGACUGCUUACAAAAUAAUACAAAUUUUUAAAGGUUAGGCAUCCAAUUGAAGUGAUUGUCUAAUUUUUUUGUUUCAGAAUGUAAACAAAUUGUAAUGGCAGAGUAAGAACAAUGUGACACAUUUGAUUAAAUGAGCCAAAAUUAAACACCAAUAGUAAUUAUGCAGGAAAAGACAAUACUGUCCCUAUUUUACAUCAUUGAGCGAUUUCAGCAACCAACCAUUUGUCCACCCAGCAAUAAAAAAUUGGGAAUGUGUUGGACCCCAUUUUGCUUAUCAGUAACACUUUAAGAAUGAUCAUGGCAGUAUAACAGCACAUUUUAUACAUUUUUAUCAAUGUUUAUCUCAUUAUACUGGACUAUUAAUUUGGAGCAUAGCAAUCUGAAGUGAAGUGUUGGUGAUGAAAUGUUUCAUAUUGCUGGUACUGGCUUGAAUUGGUCAUAUUUAAAUCAUUCCAUGACCAACUUUGAUGUUAUAUAUGAAUUAUUCAUAUAAUAUAUCAGUUUCUGAACCAUGCUUCUUGAGAAAAAGGUUGGAACUUAUGAAAUGGUCAGGAAAUUUUAGCUUUAAAUUUUUGAAACCCUUAGAAACAAGCUAAAAAUUGGCAUUUUCUGGUGAGGUAAAUAAGUGAUUGAUGCUUUUCCAGUUGUGGCUGCUUUGUUUUGAUUCUUGAAUUUGCUGGUGUCAUUGUUUGUUGUUAUUGUUAUGUUGAUAAUAUUAUUGUGCUUAUAUGUAAUUCAUUUGGUUAAACUCCAGAAUUACUUCAAUCAUUAUUUAUCUAAAGACAAAAGUCUGAUUCUUUAAAAAGUAAAUGAAAAGAAAAUGUAUUUUAAUGAACCAAUUUGUUAUUACAAAGCAAUUUUUAAUGCAUAUUUCAGUCAUUUUACUAGUAAAUGUGUUAGAACCAACAUUGCUGAGAUGCUUCAUUCUCUUAUUUUUAAUGCAGUAAAUGAAAUUAUUGUUUGUAAAUUAUUCAUGAUUCUCUUUGUAUCGUGAGACACUAAAGUUUUUAGAAUAUCAUGAAGCUAAAAAGGACAAUUUUUACAGUUAUUCCAAGAUUAUUUUCUCACUUCCUGCACAAACAUUGAAUGCUUCCGAAAAUUCUUUCUCUCAAACUGUUGGAUGUAAAUUGCUACUUAAAUGUCACACCAAAUCGUAGUUAUUCACUGCAAUUAUUAAAUCUGGCUGCCAUUGCUUUUUCGACUCGGUUCCAAAUGCUUCUUUCCAAGGGAGAUACGGUGUCUCCAUUCACCGUCAUGUUCAAUUGAUACAUAUCCUUUGUGGAAGAAAAUGCCCGUAAGAGCUCGACUCUUGAGUUUAUGUUAUCCAAGUGAACAUUGGCGGACGUACUGCGUUCAAUUGAGCUUUGGUCAUUAACAUCUAAAAAUUCAAAAGAUAUAUCAAUAGAAUGUUGACUAUAAUUCCUAUAGAAAUUUUAACGUAUAAUGGUAGUCUAUUGAAAGAUAUCGGAGAUAUUACCACAUUAGCUCUCAUGCGGCGAAAGAAUCAGCCAACAGAUCCUAAUGAAGCGGGAAUGUCUUCUAAAUAGAGGGUCGAGAAAAGAGACUAAAUUCACAAUAAGUGUAGAAGAAAUUGACGCAUGUUUUAUACGUAAUUUAGCAUUGCCAAAUUGAUCAGCAAGAAAACAAUUGAAUGCGCUAGCUUCAAGGAACAGAAUGUCCAAAAAACAUCUUUUGCCACAAGACUUUUUGUGGUGACGAAGUAUAUCCAUCGAAGUGAUCACAACUACUUCAUAGUUCCUUAAUCAAUAACAAGAAAAAAACUUACAAAUUUCUAGCAGCCUUACAAAUUUCCCAGGGAAGGUUGGAGAGCACCCAGGAGAGAAGGUCGAGAUAUUAAGGCAAAUGCAGGUUUUGGUGAUAUUUUGUACAUUUAAGGAUUCUUGAAGCAAACGACAAGAAAACCGAUCAAUUGAGGUUGCUGUUUUGAGCUACAGCGUCAAGCUACGAAUUUUAAUGCAAGGGUAGAAAAAGGAAUUAUACGAAAAGCCAAGAUUAAAAACACCUCAAGAUUUCUCUUUUUUUUACCGGUGUAAUUUGUGCCUUAACCCAACCCCGUCACAUUUUCACACUUAGU